Messenger RNA from Mya arenaria, 3706 nucleotides. Its product is annotated as 26S proteasome non-ATPase regulatory subunit 1-like. The record is from RefSeq and is a predicted model, not a curated record. The transcript has 28 exons. NCBI's taxonomy places the organism in Eukaryota, Metazoa, Mollusca, Bivalvia, Myida, Myidae. Gene Ontology annotation, biological process: proteasome-mediated ubiquitin-dependent protein catabolic process; regulation of protein catabolic process. Bases 122 to 3118 code for a protein of 998 amino acids. Gene Ontology annotation, cellular component: proteasome complex; nucleus; proteasome storage granule. Gene Ontology annotation, molecular function: enzyme regulator activity.
UUGAUUUGUGAAGCGUCAAUCAAGCUAGUCAAAUUUUGUGAAUCAGCCGGCGAAACAAAAACGCUUGAUCAUUAUUAUAUUUAUUUCAUUAUAUUUAGCUAUUAAAGGAUAAAGGUUUAAAAUGAGAAUGAACAUCACCUCUGCAGCGGGGGUACUCUCACUGCUAGAUGAGACAGAGCCACAGCUUAAGGUGUUUGCACUGGAAAAGCUGAACAAGAUUGUGGACAUUUUCUGGGCGGAGAUUUCAGAAUCCAUUGACAAGAUUGAGGUUUUGUACGAAGAAACAGCAUUCAAACAGAGAGAACUAGCUGCUCUUGUUGCUUCAAAGGUAUACUACCAUCUAGGCUCGUUUGCGGAUUCCCUGACCUACGCGCUUGGUGCUGGUGCUUUAUUCAAUGUCAACGACACAACAGAAUAUGUCGAAACCACUAUUGCAAAGUGCAUUGACCACUACACCAAACUAAGGGUUGCCAAUGCCGAAAGCUCGGAAGAAGACCAGAAACCAAUUGAUUCUCGACUUGAAUCGAUUGUUAACCGCAUGUUCCAGCGAUGCUUUGAUGAUAAACAAUACAAGCAGGCGGUCGGAAUCGCCUUGGAAACCCGCAGGAUUGAUAUUUUUGAGCGUGCCAUUCUUGAAAGUGAGGAUGUAAACUACAUGCUGACUUACAGUCUCAAAGUGACCAUGUCCCUGAUACAGCAUCGCCAGUUCAGGAACACUGUGCUUGAAGUUCUGACCAAACUCUACAUGGGGCUGGCCACUCCGGAUUACAUCAAUGUCUGUCAGUGUUACAUUUUCCUCGAUGAUGCUCAGUCAGUCGCUGAAGUUUUGGAGAAACUCGCCAAAGGAGAUGAGACAUCUGUCCUCAUGGCUUAUCAGAUAGCCUUUGAUAUGUACGACAGUGCCACCCAGCAGUUUCUUACCCGGGUUCUUAGUACCCUGAGGGCAGCUGCUCCGGUACCCAUCAUUGUGGAGAAAACACCUGUAAAGGCCGAUAAAGAGGACAACGACAAGGACAAAGACACUUCAGAAGGGGUUUCCAUGGAAACAGAAGAGACAACCCCGGAACAAACGAAGGAGGCGAAGGAAACCAAAGAGAAAUCACUGAGCGAGCCAGAGAAGUUGCUCCAGGACCGCCUGACCAAACUACUGACGAUCCUCAGUGGGGAUAUGACCAUCGACCUUCACCUGCAGUUUCUCAUCAGAAAUAACAAAACUGACCUUCUGAUUCUAAAGAAUACCAAGGAGGCAGUGCGCAACUCUGUAUGUCACUCAGCAACUGUGAUCGCGAACGCAUUCAUGCACUGUGGGACGACCUCAGACCAGUUCCUAAGGGAUAACCUGGAGUGGCUGGCCAGAGCUACAAACUGGGCCAAGUUCACUGCCACUGCCAGUCUUGGAGUCAUACAUAAGGGCCAUGAAAAAGAAGCACUGAAUCUCAUGUCCACAUAUCUACCAAAAGAUAAUAGCCCUGGAUCGGCAUUUUCUGAAGGUGGAGGCCUAUAUGCUUUAGGUUUAAUACACGCUAACCAUGGGGGUAAUAUAACUGACUACCUGCUUAAUCAAGUUAAAGAGGCUUCUUCAGAUAUGGUUCGUCAUGGUGGUUGUCUCGGGCUUGGGCUUGCUGCCAUGGGAACUGCCAGACAAGAUAUUUAUGAACAGCUUAAGUUUAACCUUUAUCAAGACGAUGCUGUCACAGGUGAGGCAGCAGGCCUAUCUAUGGGGUUGGUAAUGGUUGGGACCAAGUCGGCCCAAGCAAUUGAGGACAUGGUCGCAUAUGCCCAAGAAACCCAGCAUGAGAAAAUCCUGCGCGGUCUGGCUAUCGGGAUCGCGCUUACCAUGUAUGGACGUAUGGAAGAAGCAGAUGCCCUCGUUGACAGUUUGUGUCGAGACAAAGAUCCAAUCCUCCGUUGGUCAGGAAUGUACACAAUAGGCAUGGCGUAUUGUGGUUCGGGGAACAACCAGGCCAUCCGUAGGCUUCUCCAUGUGGCUGUGAGCGAUGUGAACGAUGAUGUCAGACGUGUUGCAGUGACGUCACUCGGAUUUCUUCUGUUCAGAACCCCAGAGCAAUGCCCAAGUGUUGUUUCCCUCCUGUCAGAGAGUUACAACCCUCAUGUGAGGUUUGGAGCUGCAAUGGCCCUUGGAAUUGCCUGUGCUGGCACCGGACUAAAGGAAGCCAUCAGCCUCAUUGAGCCCAUGACAAACGAUCCCGUCAACUAUGUGAGGCAGGGAGCACUCAUUGCUUCUGCUAUGAUCCUGAUACAACAGAACGAAGUCACAUGUCCAAAGGUUAGCCAUUUCAGGCAGAUGUACAGCAAGAUUAUCAGUGAUAAGCAUGACGACAUCAUCGCCAAGUUUGGGGCAAUUCUGGCACAGGGGAUCCUUGACGCAGGAGGGCGUAACAUGACAAUAUCCCUGCAGUCCAGGACAGGACACAGUAAUAUGCAGGCCAUCGUUGGAGUGCUCGUAUUCUGCCAGUUCUGGUUCUGGUAUCCGCUGACCCACUUCCUGUCUCUCUCGUUCACGCCAACGUCCACCAUCGGACUCAACUCCGACCUGAAGAUGCCGAAACUAGAGCUGAGAUCAAACGCAAAACCAUCUACAUAUGCGUAUCCACCGAAUCUUGAGGAGAAGAAAGUUGACAAGAAAGACAAAGUUGAGACUGCAAUCUUGUCCAUCACAGCAAAACAGAAGAAAAAAGAAGCUGAGAAAAAGAAAGAGGAGGAAAAGAUGGACGUGGAUGAGAAGGCUGACGAUAGUACAGAGAAGAAAGCUGACAAAAUCAAAGCAGAGAAGGUCAAAACAGGAAAAGCAGAGAAGGAAGCGGAGGAGGAACCCAAGAAGGAAGAAGAGAAGAAGAAGGAACCUGAACCCAACUUUGAGAUGCUGAACAAUCCAGCUCGCACAAUGAGAGCUCAGUUGAAGGUGCUCUCUAUGCCAGAAGACAGCCGCUACUGCCCACUAAAGGACAUCAGUAAUGGAGGAGUUAUCCUUCUGAGCAACAUCAAGCCAGGGGAAAAGGAGGAGAUUGUAGAGGCUGUCGUUGCUGGAGGCCCUAAGCCGGAGGAGGAUGAAGACGAACCAGAGCCCCCAGAGCCAUUUGAGUGGACCGAGGACUAGACGAUCAACAUGCAACAUGCAAGGGCUCCACAGGUGUCCCCUUGCUACAAAUGUCGUGUCCUGAACUGAUUUAGAUUGACGGAUAUUCUAAUAUUGAGACAAUGUGACAAAUAAUGACUAUUUCUACAUUUAUCCAAAUAAAAAAAUGAGUGUUAUAAUGGGCUUCGUAUUACUUGUCUUAAAUUCAAAAUAUCCAAUUAUAACAAAGCAAAAUCUACUUUCAAUUUUUUUCAACAGCUACAUGAUCCGUUUUGAUAUGUGUUGUAUUUGUGUUGGUGUUUCUAAAUAGUGACCAAUGUAUUGUAGUGGAUUGUUAAUUGACUAUUAACAUGCCGGCUGAAGUAUCACUACUGACUCACAAUACUGUCAGAAAAUCUAAGACACCGGACAGCAGUGUUUCAAAAUGACCUGAGUAGUCCACAUUAAUGUUUAGUUAUCCAUAUUCAUGUAACUAACGGACACAUUUCUAAAUAAUAGGCAAUUUGGCUAAAUGUGUCGAUAAUUACAGCUUUUCUUUUGCAAUAGAUGAUGUCAAAUUAUUGUUAAAAAUUUGAAAUUAAAUAUGAAAAUAAAGUUUUGAACACCUCA